This is a messenger RNA of Acanthochromis polyacanthus (spiny chromis), 1201 nucleotides long. It is a transcript of the gene tmem208, whose product is annotated as transmembrane protein 208. Bases 193 to 714 code for a protein of 173 amino acids. Gene Ontology annotation, biological process: vacuolar protein processing. The record is from RefSeq and is a predicted model, not a curated record. Gene Ontology annotation, cellular component: intracellular membrane-bounded organelle. The transcript has 6 exons. NCBI's taxonomy places the organism in Eukaryota, Metazoa, Chordata, Actinopteri, Pomacentridae.
UGACGUCGUAUUCGUGCGCCGGAAAUGUAGCUCCGGCCACAAGCCCCGAAUGCUGAUGUGUUUCUAGAAAUCACAGAGCAGUCAGAGUCCAGAGUUUGUUGGUGUUUUUUUGAUGCAGUGGCAGAAGAAGACGGAGGCGGACCAGACGUCGAUGUCAAAGAAGAUCAGCAGCAGCAGCGGUUUAGAGAGCGAAUGGCGCCCAAAGGUAAAGUUGGCACCAAGGGAAAGAAGCAGAUCUACGAGGAGAACGAGGCGACUCUGAAGUUCUACACCAGAGUCAUCCUUGGAGCUAAUGCGAUAUAUGCAGCCAUAAAUUUCCUGGUUUUCUACAGUUCAUCUACAUUUUGGACAUGGCUGCUGCUGGUGUUCGCUCUGGCGGUGUACGUGGGGAGUUACCGCUCCAUGUCGGCAAUGGCCAAGCCGGUGUUCGCUGAGGAUGGAAGUCUGCUGGACGGAGGGAUAGAUUUAAACAUGGAGCAGGGGAUGGCAGAGCACCUGAAGGACGUCAUCCUGCUCACAGCCAUAGUACAAGUUCUCAGCACAGUCUCCUCUUACUUCUGGUAUCUUUGGCUGCUGGCCCCGGCCCGAGCUCUGCACCUGCUGUGGGUGAACUUCCUGGGUCCCUGGUUUAUGGCGGAAAGUCCGUCGGCACCGGAGGAGGUGAACGAGAAGAAGCAGAGGAGACAGGAGCGCAGGCAGAUGAAGAGAUUCUGAUGCUGCAGAGCGGACUGAGCAGUAUUUUUAUACCCAGAAUCUAAUAUACAAAUAAUGAGGAACUUCUAAGUUAUUCAGGAAGAAAUUUUGUUAUUAAAUUAAACUCAAUUCAAAUCUGAUACUGUGGAAUCUUGUUUUCCAUGUUUGCUUUCUUUCUGCUUCCUCCUGUAGUCCAGUUUUCUCCCGACAUUAUAAAAUGAAACCUUCUUUUUUUUAGAUAAUGUCACGGUCCGAACAUCAUUUGUCUCCAUGCAGAGAUUUGAGAGUUUUGCUGUUGCACAAUGUCGUCACACUGCCCCCUCCAGGUUCACAUCCGUUCUGUCAUCGUCUUUUAUUUCUGAAAAUCAUUCGUCAGUAACUGUUCUCUGCAGAGAAUGUCGUUUGUCAGCUGUUAUGUCUUAUUAAAUCAACUGCAUAUAAAUGAUGUUUUAAUAGAAAAAUGGAAACAAUUUUGCAAUAAAAAUCCCACUUUGGUGUUUGGAGUUGA